Molecule: messenger RNA, 1841 nt
Organism: Dermatophagoides pteronyssinus (European house dust mite)
Lineage: Eukaryota; Metazoa; Arthropoda; Arachnida; Sarcoptiformes; Pyroglyphidae
Product: glycogen synthase kinase-3-like
Biological process (GO): negative regulation of canonical Wnt signaling pathway; peptidyl-threonine phosphorylation; positive regulation of proteasomal ubiquitin-dependent protein catabolic process
Cellular component (GO): nucleus; axon; cytosol
Molecular function (GO): ATP binding; protein serine/threonine kinase activity
Source: RefSeq, a predicted model, not a curated record
UGUUGUUGAAGUAUUUAUCUUCAGGACCAAGAAAAAAGGUCAUUUGUUUAAAUUCAAUAAUCUUAUGUGAAAAACUGAAAAAAAUUCAUCAUUCUUAAUCGACUAAUCAACAACAACAACAACAAUAAACAUGGAUGCCAAUAUGAAUGAAGAUAAUCAAGAUACAAAUUCAUCGAGAAUGAUGAAAUUUGAUCCUGCCGUUUUGGUUGUUAGCCAUAUAAGAACAAUGACAAGAAAUGGUGUCGAAAUCAAAACCGUACAGGCAUCGGUCGGAAAGAAAAAUCAAUACUAUACAAAAGAUAUUUCGUAUACAAAUGAAAAAAUGAUUGGAAACGGUUCGUUUGGUGUUGUUUAUCAGGCAACAUUAUUGGAAGAAAAUGAAGUGGUCGCCAUCAAACGUGUUCUUCAGGAUCGUCGUUUCAAAAAUCGUGAAUUAAGCAUCAUGGUCUCAUUAGAUCAUUGCAAUAUUGUUAAAUUAAAAUAUUUCUUUUAUACACACAAAAAUCAACAAAAAGAAGAUAUAUAUUUGAAUUUGGUAUUGGAAUUCAUACCAGAUACAGUUUCCAAAGUUGCUAGAUAUUAUAUGCGACAAGGAACAAAAAUACCAAUGAAUAUGAUAAAGCUUUAUAUGUAUCAGUUGUUCCGUGCAUUGGCAUAUAUACAUUCAUUGGGCAUCUGCCAUCGAGAUAUUAAACCACAGAAUCUCUUGGUCAAUCCGAUGAAUGGCGUUCUUAAGCUCUGUGAUUUUGGGAGUGCAAAACAUUUGGUUCGAGGCGAAAUGAAUGUAUCAUAUAUUUGUUCUCGAUAUUAUCGAGCACCAGAAUUGAUUUUUGGUGCCACUGAUUACACAACAAAAAUAGAUAUUUGGUCCGCUGGAUGUGUUUUCGCUGAAUUAUUACUUGGAUAUCCAAUAUUCUCAGGUGAAUCUGGUGUCGAUCAAUUAGUAGAAAUCAUCAAAAUACUCGGCACCCCUUCGAAAGAUCAAAUCAGGCGUAUGAAUAAAAAUUAUACAGAAUUUAAAUUUCCGAAAAUUACUCCGAAUCCAUGGGAUCGCGUGUUUGGAGCUCGAACUCCUCCUGAAGUUAUUGAUCUUAUUUCUAAGUUGCUCGAUUAUACGCCGUUUUUACGUCUUGAUCCUUUGAAAUGCUGUACGCAUCGAUUCUUCGAUGAAUUGAGAACCCCGAAUUACCGGUUGCCGCAAGAUCGAGAACCACCACCACUGUUUAAUUUCACUGAACAAGAGCUUAAAAUAGCACCAGAAUUGAACUCGAUUCUUAUACCCCCACAUCUACAUUCACAAUUUUCUGAAUAUAUAAUCGAUAAUACCAACAAUCGUGAUUUGAUCGAUUCAACCACGAAUGAUCCAGCUCCUUCAACUUCGACAUCAAUUUCGGCUAAUGCCAGUGGUGGCAGCGAAGCCGUAAGCAAUCCAUCUCAAUCAGCCGAUUUGAAAGCAUCAACAUCAUCUGUAGGCAGCAGCGGUGGUACAAGUGGUGGCAAUGUUCCUCAACAAUCCCACAUGGCGGCAUCUCCUUCAUCGAGUUCAGUUAGCUCAAAUCCACGAUUCUCAUUAUCAUCGCCUAAGCAGCUGCAACAAACAUCUUCUGAAGUUAGCCUCAAAACUGGAUUGAAUGAUCCAAAUGAAUCGACGGUAUCUUCAUCAACCAGUAAUAUUCAAGCAGUUUCAGGUGACAAUAAUGUUGGAAAAUUGACCGACAUUUCUAAUGAUUCAGUCACGACAACGACCGCGGCUGCAGCUACAGCUCCUGCUGCCACAGUCAAAAUUGAGCAAUGAUUACCGAGUAUAAGAAUUCGAUGUGCAAAAGUUUUUUAGCACAAUC